AUGGCCGCCGUUGCUACCCGUGCCCUCGCCUCCGCACCGGUUGCCUUCGAGGCUACAAGCCAACGCCUUGUCGCCGGCAAGGCUCUGCGCUCCGCUGUCCCUGCCAUCUCUGCUGUGCGCGGCCAGAGGCUCGUUGCUCGUACAAGCCUUGAGAAGCCCACUCGCCAGACCUACUUCGCCUCCCCCCAGUCCCUGAGCUACCUCGAUGGGACCCUCCCCGGCGACUUCGGCUUCGACCCCCUUGGCCUGUCCAACCCUGAGGGUGCUGGCAACUUUAUCGACCCCAAGUGGCUCACCUAUGGCGAGCUGAUCAACGGCCGCUGGGCUAUGCUCGGUGUUGCCGGCAUGAUCGCUCCCAAGAUCCUCGGCAGCUACGGCAUUGGCCCCAAGAUUGUGUGGUUCCAGUUUGGUGUGAUCCCUCCUCUUGGCGGCUACGAGUACAGGGCCGAUCCCUAUGCUUUGUUCGUCCUCGAGAUCGUCCUCAUCGGCUUCGCCGAGCACAGAAGAGCUCAGGACUACUACAAGCCCGGCUAUGGCUCCAAGCAGUACCUGCUGGGUCUUGAGAAGGUUCUCGGCGGCUCUGGUGACCCCAUCUACCCCGGUGGCCCGGUCUUCAACUUCGCUGGCCUGGGCAAGACCGAGGCUGAGAUGCACACCUACAAGACCAAGGAGGUCACGAACUCCCGCCUUGCCAUGCUCGCUGCCCUCGGCUUCUUCUUCCAGGCGUGGAUCACCGGUAUGGGCCCGUACCAGAACCUGCUCGACCACUUGGCCGACCCUCACCCCCCUUAA
Molecule: messenger RNA, 792 nt
Organism: Closterium sp. NIES-65
Lineage: Eukaryota; Viridiplantae; Streptophyta; Zygnematophyceae; Desmidiales; Closteriaceae
Source: the annotation of a GenBank genome assembly